UUUCACUGUUUUUUGGUGUUUUUCGUUUUGUUUUGUCUAUUUUCUAACACCGCAGUCACUACAGAGUACAGACAACAAGUACAGUUAAUAUAUAGAAUAAAAAAUAAGUACUUAGCACGGAAUGUAUUGUACAUUACCUGGCAUGCUGUGUGACUGGUGAAGAUUUGGAAAUUUAAAAGCUUCAGAAUUUUUCAUCUUUAAGGGUAUCCUUUACUUGCAUUCCAGGUUUGCAUUGCAUUUGCGGAAUCUGGAUGCUUGUUAGUUGUUAGUAACUUGUUACAGCUUGUAUUUUAGAUUUCUAUCGUAAUUCAGACUGAUCCGGUUUUGGCCUUCGUAGGCUUCGUCUGAGUGGUGCCUUCGUCUCUGAUUAACGCAAAGCUUGAAAGAAAACUUACAAUGGCUCAUGCUGCUGGCCAUGGAAGAACGACUUUAACUGGUGGAAACAAGGAGAACGUUCUCAAGACACUAAGCAAGAAACAAAAAGAUGACGUUAGAAGUAUUCAAGACAAUUUUGCGGAAAUUCUCAAGCUUGUCAAGGUUGAAGACGAACGCGGAAGUUCUGUACGAGUACAGACGGUAGAACAGGAGCAACUGGAAUUGGGAAUUCGCGCUACGAAUUUGGUCCGUUGCGCAGAAUCGUUGAUGAAACUUAACGAAGAUCUGAAAAAAUAUUUCUUCCUGAACGAUUUUCCCUUUAUAAGCCAAUCGGUACAAAAGGCCAGGGAGGCAGCAAACGCUGAUAUAAAAAACUCUCAGUCUCGCAUGAUGAGUGUUUAUCGCGAAAUGCAAGCAGAACUCCAUGAUCUCGAGGAUGAGUAUGGUUCCGUAUGGUACAUCAAAAAUUCUAAUCCCACGAAGGAAAAGCCAGCUAAUGGUGAUCUUUGACGACACUGCGUAUAAGAUUACAAAAAGAAGUGAAUUCAUACUGAGCAUUUUUAUGGAUGAUCUACUCUUUCCUGUGAUACUUACUAUUUUGUUUCUUAACAUUGCGGCUGAACGAACGAUCGAUUUAAACAGCUUUGAUUUUUGGGCGCGCUCCUUCAUUGGAUUAAUGGUGUUUCUAUUUUUUCGUGUUUUAUUAUUUUGGAAACAUUGAAUUUCAGCAUUGUCGCUCUGGUGUGAAAUAAAUCGAAAAGCGAAAU
This is a messenger RNA of Paramacrobiotus metropolitanus, 1142 nucleotides long. Its product is annotated as mediator of RNA polymerase II transcription subunit 22-like. The coding region runs from base 397 to 885 and encodes 162 amino acids. The transcript is spliced from 3 exons. Gene Ontology annotation, cellular component: mediator complex. Gene Ontology annotation, molecular function: transcription coregulator activity. The record is from RefSeq and is a predicted model, not a curated record. Gene Ontology annotation, biological process: regulation of transcription by RNA polymerase II. NCBI's taxonomy places the organism in Eukaryota, Metazoa, Tardigrada, Eutardigrada, Parachela, Macrobiotidae.